This is a messenger RNA of Betta splendens (Siamese fighting fish), 1903 nucleotides long. RefSeq names its product melanocyte inducing transcription factor a (gene mitfa). The record is from RefSeq and is a predicted model, not a curated record. The transcript is spliced from 9 exons. Gene Ontology annotation, biological process: melanocyte differentiation; regulation of transcription by RNA polymerase II. The coding region runs from base 237 to 1433 and encodes 398 amino acids. Gene Ontology annotation, cellular component: nucleus. Gene Ontology annotation, molecular function: protein dimerization activity; RNA polymerase II cis-regulatory region sequence-specific DNA binding; DNA-binding transcription factor activity, RNA polymerase II-specific. Lineage: Eukaryota; Metazoa; Chordata; Actinopteri; Anabantiformes; Osphronemidae.
GGGUGGGCCGGGGUUCUCAGCGCUCCCCCGGACCUGUGCAAGUGUUUCCGGAUUUAUCCCCCCUCCUCCGGCUGUGACGUCACAGAUCCAGAACCGUGCUCGACGGUAGAAAGGGUCAAGACCGCAGGGAGGACCCAAAAAGGAGGAUCUGAGACUUCCUGCGCCACAGCGCCCAGCACACCUGCACCGUGCAUGGCACGCUGCCCUGCAAGCAGGCCGCUGUGAGGCAGCCGCCCAUGGAAGUUCUCAAGGUGCAGUCCCACCUGGAGAACCCCAGCAAGUACCACAUCCAGCAGGACGGGAGGCAGCAGGUGAGGCAGUACCUGUCCACCACACUGGGUGGUAAAACAGGAAGCCAGUGCCCAAGCCAGCCACCGGAGCACGGUAUGCCACCCGGGCCUGGCAGCAGUGCCCCCAACAGUCCCAUGGCCCUGCUCACGCUCAGCUCCAGCUGUGAAAAAGAGAUACAGAUGGAUGAUGUCAUCGAUGACAUUAUUAGCUUGGAGUCAAGUUACAAUGAAGAUGUCCUUGGACUAAUGGACCCAGCUCUGCAAAUUAACAACGCGCUCCCUGUGUCUGGGAACUUACUGGAUGUAUAUGGCAACCAGGGACUUCCAAUCCCAGGUCUGGCCAUUAGCAGCUCCUGCCCACCCAACAUUAAAAGGGAAUACACAGCUUCUGGCAUGAAGCAAGUACUGGACAAGCCUGGGUCCAGUGGCCAGUAUGAAAACUAUCAAAGGCCAGAGGGAUUUCCAGUAGAGGCUGAAGUUCGUGCACUUGCUAAAGAAAGACAGAAAAAAGACAAUCACAAUUUAAUUGAACGAAGGCGGAGGUUCAAUAUCAACGAUCGCAUCAAAGAGCUGGGAACUCUGAUACCCAAGUCUAAUGACCCAGACAUGCGCUGGAAUAAGGGCACCAUUCUCAAAGCAUCUGUGGACUAUAUCAGGAAGCUCCAGCGAGAGCAGCAACGAGCCAAAGAGCUUGAGUGCAGACAGAGGAAGCUGGAGCACACAAACCGCCAUCUAAUGCUUCGUAUACAGGAGUUGGAGAUCCAGGCCCGGGCGCAUGGGCUCACAGUGGUGUCCUCCCCCUCUGUCUGCACAUCAGAACUGAUGGCCCGAGCUAUUAAACAGGAACCCGUCCUGGGUGACUGCCCAUCAGACCUUUACAGUUCAGCCCCAGACAUGUCCCCCCCAACAACACUGGACCUAAACAAUGGCACCAUCACCUUCGACCAGAUGCCUGCAGAUGGUGGGGACACUUACGGAAACUCCAGAACCUGUAAAAUGAAGGAGCUGAUAAGGGACAACACCCUGUCGCCUAUUUCCCCGAGUGAUCCUCUGCUGACCUCAAUGUCCCCGGAGGGGUCCAACAAGGUCAGCAGCCGCCACAGUUCCAGUUCGAGUAUGGAGGAGAAGGAACAUGGCUGUUAGCGUUGUGUAGUACCAUAAGCCUAGAUGACACUGACGUUUUUCAUACUUUUUGCCUAUUUCAUGUUAAACUGUUCAAAAGUUAUAUUUUACCAUGACCUUUUAUGUUCUCUGAUAUACACAGGCCUUGUGCAGCCAUCUGAUUUUGAAAAUGGCAUAAAUGCACAUAUUAUAAACUGGUACUUAAAUAUAAGUAGUUACGUAGAUAUCGAUAUAAAUGCGCAGUAUUGUUUUCCCCAUUUAAAAUUUUGAUUUGUAUUUUGAACAAGUAACAGGUAUUACUAUUACCAUGAGUAUUAUUAUAUUAAUAGCAUUUAUUUAUUUUGUGUUUUUAUCAAUAUGGAUUGUAAUUUAUAAGACUCCGUUUUUUAAUCAAACUCUAACAUAAUCCUACACAUCACAACUAGUUCGCAGGUCAUGUUAUAAAGAAUGUUUGUAGAUGUACAGCGUCACAAAAAUAUUUUUUAUCAACA